Homarus americanus (American lobster) is the source of this 7514-nucleotide messenger RNA. RefSeq lists its product as uncharacterized. The transcript is spliced from 3 exons. Bases 131 to 1933 code for a protein of 600 amino acids. The record is from RefSeq and is a predicted model, not a curated record. Lineage: Eukaryota; Metazoa; Arthropoda; Malacostraca; Decapoda; Nephropidae.
CACCAACAGCUGACUGCCAGGAUGUGACUUGGUUCACAUCUAAUGUCAGGAAAAUGUUUACACGGACUAAUAUCUGUUUGUUGGAGGUGUAGAGGUGAAAACUGUAUUAAUAGAUAAGGAUCAGUUCAUUAUGACUCCAAUGAAAAGUCUACAAGAGUGGGCUGCUGAUUGCAUUGCACAGCAUCUUCUGCACAGUAUGUGUGUCACACAGCUGGCAACAUCUGCAUUCAGAGGUCAGAUUGGAUCCAGUCAAAAAGAAAUCAUUGCACGGACACUGAAGGACCUCAAGCUGCAUUUGUCAAGCCUUGAGUGCACAGCAUCUGCAAGUAUAAGUAAUCCUGCAUCCCGGCUCCUGAAACAAAGGAUUGCUUCUGUAGCUGAAUAUAUAUCAUGUCAAUCCCAAGUUAACUUCUUGAAAGCAUCCAUUCUGAAGCUUUUAUUACUUGAGGAGUUUGUGUUAAGCACUGGAGUUGAGUGGGAAGGUAGAAAUAUGACAUGGGAAGAAAAUGAAGACUUUGUAUUUGAAUAUUCCACGUCUGAUGUAGCGUACCUCAAUGCCUUUAUUAGAGUUCUGCAGACAUUUGGACCCUUUCCUGUUGAGAAAGUUGUAAUUUCAUUUGAUUUUCAAGAUACUGAUGAUAUGAAGUCAGUCCUGCAAGCUCUAUUUCACAGUUGUACCAAGAUCAGGAGUAUUCACCUUGCAGGAAAAAGUGUUCAUCUUGUUGCACUAAGUAAACUUAAGUGUUUUUCAAAGCAGCUGGAAGAACUAGUAUUAAUAGAUUCAUUUGGAUCUUUGACCAAAGAUGUGUUCUGUGUAUCUUUGUUAGGUAGACCGUGGAUAGAAUAUAUAUCUAGUCAUGAUGGUAGAAAUAGUUGUCUAGAACCUCAGUUUCCUGCCUUGAAGCAUUUAUGGUACCAAAGGCAAAAUUCUCAUCAAAAUUGGAAUGAUAGCUUAAUAAAGACAGCAAUUUUGACAUACUAUCCUAACCUCAAAACGUUAAAUUGGCGUGUCAAUGACUUUAAUCAUAAUUAUGCUCUUACUAAAAUACCCGGGUUAAGUGGUAAACAAUAUAAUUUAGAAAGUUUAUUGCUAACAACUGUGGAUCUCUCAGACUCUCAUAGAAAUUCAGCAACUGACAGAUUAAUUUGCAGUGUACAUGUUGGGUUCUUACCUCAGUUAUUUCCUGGUCUCCAAGAUGUAUCUUUAGUUUUUGCAAGAGGCACAGACUGCCAGUGCUCCCGCUGUGAACUCAGGAGUCCAUGUAAGACAAGAGCCACUCAAAUAAUAGAGACUCUAAGUAAUGUACUUUCAGAAUGCAGUAAGAUAGAGUCUCUCACUGCUGUUGGUGACAUCGUACAUUUGGAGUCUAUAUUGCAGCCUGUUUUAAGUGUACAUGGACACCGACUGAAAUCGUUAGGUCUGAGGCUGCACUCUACAGCAACGACGACACAGCAGCAUAUUGUAUCGAUCGUCUCCCUGUGUGCAAACCUAGAAAACAUUACAAUUACAGGAAAUGAAUCUUAUGGAGGCAGAUUAUCAGGAGGUCACAUGAAAUAUAAGUGGCCAAAAGUGAAGACCCUACAAUUCAUGCUUAAUGCAGCAUAUCUUGAGAAUGUCGACUUAAUGCAGAUGUUUUUGUCUGCUUGCUGUUUUGUAGAAAAUUUGUGUAUAAGUAUAUUUGCCUUUGAAAAUCUGUGUGCAAUUAUUAAUGAGUAUAAGGCUGACAAUAUAGUGGUGCUGAUAUUACCUGUGCUUGAUAAGGUAUCUGACAUUGAUAUUGAUGACCACAUAUGUUUGAUCCUCAAGCACUGCCCUAAAUUGCGAUUUAUAUACGUGCCUAGAAGACUAAAGAGGUGGAGAUACUUACAAGAAAGGUUGUGGAAUCGUGGUGUAACUGUAAAGUUCACUGAACUCUUAGCUAAUGGAUUCUAGAUUUAUUUUUUAUGGAUUUAUAUUGUGAAUAUAUUUAUUUUUAAAGGUUUCUGAUAAUUCUAUACCUAAUGUAAUGUAGAUGUGGCAUAAAAUGUUUUUACACAUACAAUCCGAUACUUCGUUAUGAAAAGAAGAAAGAGACUCUUUCUUACCCUUGCUUUAAAACUUCUUUGUAUUUUUUAUUCCUCUGAGAAAUAAUUUUCUUUGUGAAGAAUAGUCACCCCAAGACCAUGUUCAAUCUACCAUCAAGGCUGUGCUAUAUUUCCUGCCAUGAAUGAAAACUAGUGAGACACUUGACACAUAAUUGUUGUUUAGAAAAUAUAAUGACACCAAAAAUGUUUGCCCCUUCAUCAGCAUAACAUAGAGGCCGAAUUACCAUACAUUUGUGAGAGUUAUUGUUUUCAUCCACGGGAAAAUUUACCGUCAUAAAUAACCGCUAUUUGUUACAAAUUCAAAUAGACCACUGCCUCCAAUCUAGAUCGAUACCUGCUUGAUCUUUAUUGGUGAACAAAAACAUGCAGAUAUAAUCUGUGUGCAUUAGCUCUACUCUGCUGCAGAGAUGAUAUACUGUAUUGGAAAGAGAGGGCAGGAUGAUAAUUUAGUUUUCAUUACUGUAGAGACAUAAAGGCACACCUGACUAGUUUUCAUUUGUGAUGUGAAAUAGGGUUUGAGCAGUACUAUUGGUGAUGAAUCUUGGGUGUUGUUAAGUCAUAGUCAUUUCAAUAUUGAAAAUAGUUUUUUCAAGGAUUUUGUCUUUUGGGUUUGGGUUAUUAUUUACAAUUACAGCAAUGGCAAUAUAUUUUUGUAACUUCAUUUAAAAUCCUACGGGUCUAUGGGUGAUCUGUGAGAUUUUGCCAACUAAUACAAAACAUAGCUGAGCCUCCAUUGUCUAGUGGUAGGUUACACUGCCUUUACAGAUCAGUGUAAAUACUGCACUGCAGCUACUCAUUCUUCAAUCUAGAGUCAUAUCAGUGGUUUCAACUCUCAGCCCAGUGAUUGCUUAUAAAGCCACCUAAGCUUCAGGUUUGCCCAGAUGAGCCCUACUUUGUCAGCUUGCUGCCAUCACGGAUCCCAAACAGUGAUCCCGUGCUUUGACCCUCAUAUAUAACUUAACACAUUCUAACUACAAUAUAUGGACCUCCUACGGACAGCUCCAGUUAAAAGUCUAUAUUGUAUGACAUUAUGUUCAUGGUAUUAUUGUUACCCACAGUCUUUUCUUACCAGUGCAGUGUAUAUGUUAGGAAAGUAAUGGGUGUUGAGGAAAGUAAUGGGUGUUGAGUCUGCCAUUUAUAUGUUGUUCACUGUGCAAGUAUUAAAUGCGUUUAUGCUCAGUACCUGCCAACUGUGUAGCAGAGAACAGGCCGACAACCCGAUAGACUAGGAAGCUGACAAGUAAAAAAGAUAAAUGAAAAUGACCGUAAAUAACUAGAGUGAUCGUGACUUCCCAAUUACAAAGGUCCAGAUGACACCAAGCACCUCAACUCAGUCUCUCAAUAAUUAUAUUAGAAUUAUUAUGACAAAAAAUACUCAGUCACCUCCGAAGUGAAGGAAAUACUGAUUUGGUUUAUAUAAUCCUAACUUGCAUUAAUGUAGAGUCAGAGGAAUAAGUUAAGAUCUGUGUACAAGAUUGGCUACCAAUGUUCAUUUAUUUGGGAAAAUGUAUUCUGUCUUUUUUACAAUGAAUGAAACUUGACAAAUCCACAUGAGGAACUUUUCUGAUGAUGUCUCUUAUAAUCAAACAUAUUUAACUGUAGUUUAUGAAUGACAGAAAUAUCCUCCCUGAAAUCCAAACUGACAUCUUGACCCUUUCCCAAUUUGGUGAGUAGACCAUUAUGUUGUGUAUGUCACAGAAGAUUAGAUGGUAUUCGUAUAGAUAUUCAGUCUAUGUAUCCUACCCAAUUUGUGAAUUUGAAUACUCCACUUACUGUAGAUGCUUAAGUCUCGGGAGAAUAUUUUUCUCGCCCACAGUUCAAUAACUCGGCCAAUUCAGUGUCAAGGGUCAUACACACACUGGGAUACUCACCUGGAGGUUGUGCCAUUACUGCCCAAGAAUUAAAAAUAAAUUAAGCAAUGAAGAAAGAAUUAAUGGAUUGUAUUAGUUAAAUUAUUCAGUGUAUAACCCUUUAAUACCUCUGUCAGCCCACUGUUGAGGCUUCAAAAUUGUGAAUUGGGUGGGAUCUGGGGUAGCUAUGUAGGAUAAGUGUUAUUCCAAUAUCUUUAUUUUUGAGUGGUGUUAGAAUUACUGUAUCGCAAUUUUUUUAUGACGAGUCACAGGAUAAUUCACAUCAUGGGAUUGAUCACGUCAGUACAUGUACAGUCAACAACAAAAAUUUCUGCACCUUUAUGGUGUUAUAAAUAUGACACACCGGACCAAGAAUUCUGAGCAACACUCUUUUAUGCGGGUGAUUCCUGUUAAUUUCUCUGUUUUAACUAUAUGUGAGAUAAAAAAUACAUCAUACUGGUUAUACAAUGCAUCACACAACCAGAAUACCAACCUUACCAAAUUAAUAUGGCCUCAGUCAGUGAUCGUUGUAGAGGCCAUCUGACCAAGGGGUGCAGAACAUUUUUUUGCUGACUACAAAUUUUCUUGUAAGUAUUAUUUUAUGCUUACCAUAUUUGUACAAUAAAUGUUAAACGGUCCUUCAGGUGACCUACUAACUGUUCCAUUGUUUUAAGUUGUUGUCAAUGAGAGCAAGUGGAAGUUUCCCAUUUUCCAAAUAUCUAGAAUAUGCUGUACACCAAUGUGCACAUCUAUUCUGCACAAAAGAGAACACUGGAUUAUGAAGGUCAUGACAAAGAACAGGCCGACUGCUCAAACAGCUAGUACAGUAAACUGAUAAGUGGUGGAAGAGAUGAAAAAAUAUAAGAAUAAAGGUUUACCAGUAUCCCUGCUGAGGGGUUAAUAAAUUUACCUUAGUACUUUCUUUAGCACUUAGCUUUGGUACAUUAUAUACAGUAGCCAGUUUGCUGUUUCACAUAAGGAGGAUUUCAUUGUCAUUUGGUGCUCCAUAUUAUUCCAUACUUAAACAGCCUUCAUUGUUUUCUUCCCAAAAAGAUUUUUUUUUUUUUUUUUUUUUAAUUCAUGUUUAUAGAUGGUAAACAGGUUUUAAUUCUUCUGUGUAAUCAUUGAACGAGGGAAGAUUAAGACAAUAUUUUACUGCUCAGGCAUGUGUUCUUAAGAAGGUUGGUUUAUUCUGUGACCAUUUUAAGGUAAAUUAGGUGCAAUUCACUGUGUGCAUAGAUAAUGCAGGUACAAUACUUUAUGCAACACUGUACAUAUACAUACACAGAGCAGAUAUACAAAAAAAUGUACCUUUACAGUUCAGGUAUACAAACAGUAAGACAAUUCGAUCAAGGAUGACCAACAAAGCCAUCAGAUGUUUAUUUCCAGUAAGGUCCUUUGCAUACAUCAGAUCUAUUGUGGCAUGAUGAGCUUUGGUUUUCUACAAAGGUUUUUAUUACACCGUAUUGUAUGUAAACGAGAAUUCCUCAGAUGUGUAGCACUGCUUAGUAAUUAGAGGUUCAUUCUCUUUUUGAGGUGUGGCCUUAGCUGGGUGUUAUGCAUUGGAUUACUGGACAUAAGACUUUCUCUGCCCUGUUUCUUGCUUGUUUGGAGUCUCACAGAUCACUUGUUUGUGACUUAUAGACUUUAAAUGGAAGAUUGAUGUAAGAAAUGUAACUUUAUAGUGGAGGAGAGGAAGUGAGUGACCAAUGCAUGGAUGAUUUAACAUUUUAAAUACCCUUUUAUAGUCAUGGAGAAGAGACAAGUUAACUAACUUCCAUCUCUCUUUUGAUGGGAAUUGUACUGUAAUUACUGCAGAUGGAAAGUAUGUGGGUUGCAGCAUAUGAUCCUUAUUUGUGGCCAAUGGGGGUCUGAGAUGGAAGUGAAUCAACCAAGUAUGGAUCAUGAAAGCAAUACAACCAAGUAGGAAUUAACUUUGGAAGCAACCAUUGGAUUGGGAGUUUGAAUCAUUGAUUAAUUCAACCUAGGUUCACUGGGUAAGGAGCUGCUCUUGUUUCGUAUGGUUGGUGUAACCUACCACUACAGUCCAGCCCCUGACAAUGGUAAGCCUAACAAGAGGAUGUUUUAUGUAGCAGAAUCUAAUGGGGUUACUCUUCUCUUGCACUUGCAUUUAAAGUAGGAGUUCAUACUUCAGUCUUCCAUUAUUUUCAUGUCUUGUCACGUGUUAAAAUUAAGUCCCUUGGCACAAAUGUACUUACCAUUGGAUAUGAUUCAACAGAUUAAGGCCAGUAACCUCAGUUUUGUAGAACCUUAUAUGUACAGUACUUUUCCUCCUUUCUGACCUGUGAUGAUUUGAAUUAUAAUUUGACGCCAAAGAAUCUUCUAUGGAGUAAAUGAGUAUUCCGACUUCAUGCAGACAAUGUUGAAUGACCAGUAUGUUUGACUAUUGGGUAAUAUUGGUACAAUUACCAAUAAAGUUCAUGCAAUGAUCUCAUUUGUUAUUAAGCGCCCUUUAGCCAAAUGGCUCUUGUAAUACAGGCUGUGUCAGAGGGGACCAGAAUCUACUUUUUAUCCCAUUUAUUGUAACCCAGGAGUGAUUUGUCAAUUCAUUUGAGUAUACCAGUCCCCAUUCUCUCUCAUUGUCUGUACCAUUAAGUGCAAUGGUUGCCCUCUUGGGGUUUGAUCUUCUGUAAGCUGGGCCUGUUUUAUUAACAUAGUCUAAUCCAAGGUUAUGUCUGCCAUUUCUAGGAUUCAGGAUCAAUAAUCAUUCAGAAUUUAUUCCUUGAAAAAUAUCGUUAAACAGUUAUGAUGAUGAAUACAAGUACAGUACUGUAUAUGUUAAGAAAGUCAGUCACUCUUUGGUAUAUUACAGUAGUUACAGGAACUUAACUUUACAAUUCACCUGGUCUGCAAUAUAUUAGUGCAAUAUUAUACUGAACAUCUAUUAAGGAUUAUUUUUAUUAUGUACAUCUGUAUAUACUGUAAAUACAUAAAGUUUUAGACUACUGUAAUUGUAAUGGCUGACAGAUGGGGAAUUACUGUCAGUAUGCCUCCAAAUUCACUAUACAGUACUGUACUGAACUUAACUCCAAGCACUGAAAAUUAUGAAGCAACUGUACAUAGUAAUAAUACAAAGGUGAUGCAACUAAAGGUGCUCGUUUGUCUGAUCAUUGUAGUGCAAGUGGCUUUUGAUUAAUAAUAUAAGAUCACUUGGCUCUAGGAUGUAUUUUGUGCCAGCAGUGUGUGUAAACAGGUAGCUCAGAUUGCCAACAAACUGAAUUAUGAGUCACAGUUUGGUCCUGAAUUCUAAAGAUGACAAAUAGCUUUGGUUUGGAGUGUACUCAUUGGCAGUGUUAUCUAAAAAAAUGGUUAGGGGGGGGGGUCUUGCUGUUAAUUGAAUAAUUUGAAUUUAAAUAUUUGUACUCUUUUUGAAAUACAUUUUUAGAGAAAAUAUCAUACCUUAUUUCAUUAUAUUUUCCAAACUUUGGUCACGGUGAUGUACAGUAUUCAUACUCUGUCAAGUGGACUGAUAUUCAGUCCCGGCACACCUCAAGAAUUAAAAAAAUCAGUUGUUGCUAUUAUAAGAUUUGUACAUAAAUAUAGUCUGUAGAUCUGUUA